GUGUGCGGUUCGGCCGUGUGUCUGGUGUAUUUAAUUUUCCUUUCGAAAACUUACGUUUCUGUGUGUUAUAAUGAAUAACAUUAUGUUGAAUGAUAUUUGCAGUAAAAUAACUACAGACAAUAAAUAAUUAUGUGCUUAGAACUGAGGCAAUAAAGUAUGAAUUUAUAUUUCGUUGUUUGACUUCGGUUAGAACUGAGUGGCAAAACAAAUGAAGAAUUAAGUUCCUGGAUCAGAAAAUAGAUAAAUUUAACGACACUCGUUUAGCUGAUGCCGACGACAAUAAACUAAAGUAUCGCAAACGAUACAUUCUGCGAUAUCGAAUCAAUUGAACAAGACAAGACUGAUUUUAAGUAGUUUACGCACAUUCCACAAAUAAUGUUAUAUUAAGAAAACACAAAGAUGUUCAAGUUACUUGGGGGCUUGAGCGUUUACUUCAAGUACCAGCAGAUAAAAACAGAUAAUGCUGUGUUCAGACUGCACAACGUUUUCACAACAGUGUUACUUCUCACGUGUUCGGUGAUCAUCACCGCGACUCAGUAUGUCGGCCAGCCCAUACAAUGUAUUGUCGGUGGGGGGUUGCCAGCUAAUGUUGUUAACACAUUCUGCUGGAUCACCUCCACGUUUACGAUGCCGGAUGCCUUUGCGAGAGAGAUGGGCAAAGAGGUAGCGCAUCCGGGCGUUAUGAACGAGUACGACAGCAAUCAGGAGAAGAAGUACUAUACGUACUACCAGUGGGUGUGCUUCGUGCUGUUUUUCCAGGCAAUCAUGUGCUACACACCCAAAUACCUGUGGGACGCGUUCGAAGGCGGCCUCCUUCGCACGAUAGUCAUGGGGCUCAACGUUGGCAUCUGCCACUUCGAAGAGAAAGAGAAGAAGAAAGACGUAAUCAUCGGCUACCUCCUCAGGCAUGAAAGGACGCACAAACUGUACGCGCUAAGGUAUUGGGGCUGUGAGCUGCUGUGUCUUAUCAACAUCGUCCUCCAGCUGUGGAUGAUGGACUCCUUCUUCAACGGCGAGUUCUUCACCUACGGCACUAGAGUGCUGGGGUACAGCGAGGUUCCGCAAGAAGAAAGAUACGAUCCCAUGAUCUACGUGUUCCCGCGCGUCACGAAAUGCACGUUCCACAAGUACGGAGCGUCCGGCACCAUACAGACGCACGACUCCCUCUGCAUUCUGCCACUCAACAUCGUCAACGAGAAGACGUACAUCUUCCUCUGGUUCUGGUACAUCAUACUCGCGUUCAUCUUAGUGCUUCUCGUCCUUUACAGACUGAUAAUAAUCUUCGUCCCAUCCGUCCGGCCGCGCCUCUUGCACGCGCGGUCUCGCACCAUUGCCAUGGAAACCGCCGUGAUUAUAUCCCAGCGCACCGACGUCGGCGACUGGUGGCUGCUGUACAUGCUCGCAAGAAACAUGGACCCGCUCAUAUACAGUGAGCUGAUCUCAGAGCUCAUAAAGCGUAUGGGUGAGAAGAGCGGGCCACGGGCGUGACGAGCGGUCAAAGCGGAGGCGCGGAUCGCCAUCGUGGGCGACUGACCGCGGCCUUACUCCCACAAGCAUGUAAAUAGUGUAAUUUGUCGCCGCGGACGUGCUGCGACAUGUCUUGUUAUAUUGAAUUUUGGAUACAAGGUGUACCUUUGCAUACGUCCAUUGUACAAAAUAAACUAUCAGCAAGAAAUGAAAAUAAUCGAUACGGUGCAAUCCGAUGCUGAAUCUUCACAUAUUUAUGACAGAGUUUUUCAUUGUCACUUAGUAUGAGUUCUGCAUGCUCGCGAAUAUAGAAACGUCAAAAUAAAAUGGGAUUUUGAAUCGAACGUUUAUGGAAGCGAAAAGUACAGUAGUCCGUAACAAAUCGCAGUUUUAUACUGGAUACGUAAAAAACUUAAUUCUUUUUAGAUCCUUUUUAAAACAAUAUAUUUCCAGCCACAGUCUUGAUUAGCGUUUGGUAAUAGAAAGCUGAAGAGUUGGUUCUUUUGUUUGAUACUUGAAUGCUUUAAUCUCUAAAAAAUUUUAAACUAACUAAAAGUUUAAAAAAUGCGUUUGAUUGCCUAAUUCUGAGGGAGAUAUUUAACUAUGCAUUCAGAGCCGAGAAAAUAUAUUAAUAUUUGAGGGUGGGUGAUGGUAUACUGGGCCAGGGUAUACUGUGUUGAUCUAUGGGAAUAAAUUUAUUUAUUAGAAGUUGUACUCGGACGAAGUUUGUGAUGUGAGUUAACAACUCCAUUCAAAUUUGUCAGAUUAGCAGAACUUUUUGCAACUUGACAAAUCGCAGUGCUCUGUUUCGGGUUGCAUCCUAGAGAAGGCUAUUUCUUGGAAAGCGAGCUUUGGACUUGUGCAUUGACUUGUGGUUGACAGCAACGUUUUGUAUUUUAUGUAUAUUGUGACUUUGACUACAGUUUAGCUGUGUAGCGCAUAACAUUUUAUGAAAGGUGGUAUUUUUAAACCAUGACACUAACUGUAAGUGUAGGAAAAAAGUGUGUGUUUGUUACGUCGGUAUGACCCAUAUUACGUUUUUCCACAUACCAUUUAUGGAACGAACUGAUGGCUUUCGAGAGUUUGGAAAACUUUUUGUACUAGUUUUUAUUUCACAAUAAUUUGUCUAAGAAUUGUAGAUUAAUAAACCAACUCGACGUCGAAUUGCGUUUUCGAAGCUAGCGAAAAAACGUACUAGGGGUUAUGCAACAAUAUGCAUCGGAACAAUAAAGCAAUGCUAAGAAUUAGCUUCAUCAAUUUUCUUAAGUGCUUACUUCUUUGGUCGAUAGGAAACACAUUCGAGUUUUUUAUAAAGCAUGCCAAGAGGCAUUUGGGAGGCGAUAAUUUCUACAAUACAUGCCGAUAUACAGGUGAAUUUUAUUGUUUGUAUCCCGGCAUGCAGUGAACGCAACUCGCAUGUGAGAUUUCUCGUAUGCCGUGUACCCAGUGGCGUGCACUUUGUAUAUGCAAGAAAGCACUGCCUGCCUAAAAUCUCUAUACAGGGUUACAUAAAAGAUACCAAAAAGCUCCCGGCCUUCAGUUGGUUACAUUAAAACUAACUACUUUUGUUCUACAACUUUUUUUUUAAAGUCCAUGUUUUGUGAAAUAUUCAAUCUUUUACAAAGUUACUCUACUUGUUACUACUCUGAAAUGUAACAAAAGCAGAAGAGCGCACGACUCUAUGGUGCGUGCUCGCAGCGAUUAUAUUUUUUUUUUCGGUAUGAAAUUAAUUAAUUCUCAAUUUUCAAAAGUCGUUGAACAAAAGUUGUUAGUUUUAAUUAAAAGAAGUAAAAGGCCGAGAGCUUUCUGGU
Messenger RNA from Pararge aegeria (speckled wood butterfly), 3278 nucleotides. It is a transcript of the gene ogre, whose product is annotated as innexin inx1. Gene Ontology annotation, cellular component: gap junction; plasma membrane. The transcript is spliced from 8 exons. The coding region runs from base 400 to 1488 and encodes 362 amino acids. The record is from RefSeq and is a predicted model, not a curated record. Gene Ontology annotation, molecular function: gap junction channel activity. NCBI's taxonomy places the organism in Eukaryota, Metazoa, Arthropoda, Insecta, Lepidoptera, Nymphalidae.